Molecule: messenger RNA, 2481 nt
Organism: Cylas formicarius (sweet potato weevil)
Lineage: Eukaryota; Metazoa; Arthropoda; Insecta; Coleoptera; Brentidae
Gene: Csp
Product: dnaJ homolog subfamily C member 5 homolog
Exons: 7
Coding region: 222-893 (223 amino acids)
Biological process (GO): regulation of neuromuscular synaptic transmission
Cellular component (GO): type Is terminal bouton
Source: RefSeq, a predicted model, not a curated record
UCCUGCAACUCUGUUGGGUAAAGCAGACGGGACGUUAUUGACAUUUUUCUGACGUUUCGUUUCGUGUAUGUGCAUUGCAUUUGAUAAGAAAUGCCGCAUUGAAUAUCGAGGAGUAUGCAUGAAAUUUUGUGAAACUUGCGUGUUUUUGGCGUGAAAGUUGCUUUUACCGUCACAUUUACCUCGUGUAAACUUGGCUUCAAAAAGGGUUUCCAAUAGUAAAAAUGGACGCCAAACGAAAAUUAUCAACGCAAGGAGAUUCGCUGUACGAAAUUCUAGCCCUUCCAAAGACCGCAUCCGCUGAGGAGAUUAAAAAAACCUACCGUCGGCUUGCUUUAAAAUACCAUCCCGACAAAAACCCAAAUAAUCCGGAGGCAGCGGAGAAAUUCAAAGAAGUAAAUAGAGCACAUUCAAUAUUAAGCGACGCCACAAAACGAAACAUAUAUGAUAAUUAUGGGUCUCUUGGUUUGUAUAUCGCAGAACAAUUUGGUGAGGAAAAUGUUAAUGCUUAUUUUGUUGUAACAUCAACUUGGUGCAAGGCCCUAGUGUUUAUAUGUGGCAUAUUGACGGGCUGCUACUGCUGCUGCUGUCUGUGUUGCUGCUGUAACUUCUGCUGUGGAAAAUGCAAGCCAAGGCCUCCCGAAGACACUGGUGACUACCACAAUCUGAAUCGGGAACAGGGUCACGGCUCCGGUCAACCAGUUACGGUCCAACCGGGCAGAAGGGAGGACGGUUCCGACGAGGAGAGGGCUGGCUCGCCGAUAACGUCGCAGCCGUCGCCGAAAAAGAACCAGAACGUCCCCGUGUACGCCAUGCCCCCGCCCCCCGGUAACGCCGGCGAGAGCGCCGCUUUGAAUCAGGGCGACGUGCCGGUCUACACCCCCGAUUUAAAAUAAGCGAGUCGACAUUUUCGUUGCAGAUAUGAGAAGCCAGGCGGCGUGGUGAGGUAAAAACCCAAAAAAAAAUCUCGUGCAGGAUCACCUUUUUGCCUAGUCACCUCACACACAUCAACACACUCGGCACUACUUACAGUUGUAACGAUUUUUGUUUUCCUUUGUCGUCCGCCAGAUCGGAGCAGCAGUCGCAGUCUACCAAUUGUGAUCGUAACCUAAAAUUCAACGGCGUCGCCAUGUGGCCCGCGAUCGAGGCUUAUAAUUUAAUCGCGUGCUUUUAGAUUUUUUUGUUAUUUAUUAUUAUUUUUUUAAUAUCAAUUUGCAACCUCUCGCGGCGGCGUUUAAAUUUUCGCGCAGACAGUUCUAGGUUAUGUUGGUUGGGCAAAAUCAACAGUAAGGAACCAAAAAUCAGCGGGCCGCAGCUGGAGAAGCGUCUGGUCUACUGGUGAACUUGACUUGACUGAUUUUUUAUUAAAUGUAAAUGAUUAGUUCUCAAUUUUUUGUUUUUAGUAUUGCUUAGUUUUGGUCACUUUGGGUUUUGAUGAGUCUGUUAAAGACAGACGUCGGUGAUUACUGACUACUGAUUUCACUUCGGGUCCCAAGUUUACCUGUAAUCAUUACCAACAUCUGUCUUAAGCAGGGCCGUCAGUUAAGACACUUCUCGUCAGAACAUUGCUUAUUUUACGACGAUGUUAUUUCUAUGUAUUUUUUAAGUAACAUUCCUGCCAAAAAGCCGUUGCUCUCUUACUUAUGGAAAGUACCAAAAUGUUACACAUCGUUUCUAAAAAUUUGGGAGCCAAGUUUUACCAGCGAGCCAGACGCUAAAGCACCAUAACGUCAUAAAAACGGUUCAUAUUUUUCGAGUCUGGUUCCCUAUUAUAUAGAAUUCGAAACAAAAUUUAAUAUUGAAUGAGAUUUGAGCUUUUCAGUAUUCCUUUAGCGCAUCCCGAAAUAUAGCCAUCAAUUUGUUCAAUUUAACUUGACCGGGUAGAAGUGGUUUCGAAUUUGUUUAUUUUUAGUCUCACCAAUGGUUUUCUUCUCAUAUUUUACGGCGUUUUUAUUUAUUUUUGUACAUAUUUAGGUAUUCGCGUGAUUGUUUCGAUUCUGACGUAAUACCUGGGGGGUAUUGCGCCGGAACUCGAAAUGGUAAUUUGAUAUUCCGGACAGUAAAUGGCACUUAUGUGAAGGUUAGUUCAUCUAUUCAUACCAAAACCUUUUCUGUGCCAUUGUUGUCCUACGGAGACAACCGGACCGACAAACUUUCGUUAUGGUUGUAUUCGGACAUACACUUUUUAAGAAUUUACGUGUUCGUUAAGAUAUUAACUCUGGCCUCCUUAUUAGAGUACAGUUGGAUUAUUAUUGAAUGUAUAAAAAUACUAUUUUCAACGAAACAAUAUUGUAACAUAACUAUUAAUAAUUAAAAAGCGUCUUAUUCCCGGCAGCGUAUUUUUUGCAUUAUUCGGAUGACGUAACGUAGCCCUUAUGUGACAUUGUUAAAUCCUAACUGUAAUUAUAGCCAGUCUCAACAUUCUAUUAUAGUUUUUCGACUUAUAGCUAAAUAUAUGUGCAUAUUGGUAUAUUUAAAAUAAAU